This is a messenger RNA of Babesia bigemina, 2592 nucleotides long. RefSeq lists its product as hypothetical. NCBI's taxonomy places the organism in Eukaryota, Apicomplexa, Aconoidasida, Piroplasmida, Babesiidae. The transcript has 2 exons. The record is from RefSeq and is a predicted model, not a curated record. Bases 1 to 2592 code for a protein of 863 amino acids.
AUGGCGGCCACCUCUGAUGUCAUCGGGGCGCAUAUCAAGCAGCUGCAGAACCGAGUGCUGGUGCAGCAUGCGCCCACCGUUGCGCGCUUUAAAAGGCGCGAAAUCGACCGGCAGUGCCACGAUCUACAGACUAUGGACGCCUGCUCGGAGUACACGCUACUGGCGCCCACCAGCGACAACGGGCUUGUGGGAUGUCUUAAUUCCUGUGCGGUUUUCACCAUGCUAGAGCAAAAGCCAGUCAAAAAAAGGCAGGGACUAACUCAAGCAUACUCAGUGCUCAUAACGCUAAAGUGCGAAUUCGUGAACAUACGCGACGGGAUCACCAAGUACCUCUUCCAGGUACUCGCGGACCACGAUGCCUGCAAUCACGGAUAUUUCCACAACAUACAAGUCAAUCAAAACGGAUCGUUGCUGCUGCUCACAGCCGCAUCAGCAGUGUACGUGGCCCGCAUACCAACGGAGAUGGACCACGACAACGUCGUAGCAGACACGGCUACACGGGCGCUCCUUUACAGCUGCAUCAUCCGUGCAGAGCGGGUGCUCAGCAGAAGCACUGGGUGGCGCCGCUAUACGCCGCUCAAGGUUGUCAAGGCAAGGUUCCAUCAGCAGUACGCCAACACAGUAUGCCUGCUUACCAUGGAGCCGAAGAGCGAUGCUGCGCAGAGCGCUGAAGGCGGUGACAACGACGAUGCCAAGGAAAAAUCGCCUGAUGGCGUGUUAAUAGGCGGUGCUUCAGAGUCCGCUGGAAACUGCCACGAUGGGGAUGCGCAGAUGCUGGCAUCGUGGCCGCAUACGCCCCUGAAUGUGGAGAUGCAGGGAGUGGUACGCAUAUACAACGUGGAGCAGAGUAUCGACACCCCUUACAUGACGAUAAAGCUCACCGAAGGGAUGUGCAGAACGGGGGACGAAAACGCAGAAUUCGAUCCGGAUGCAAUCCCCCAGGGGUCGGUGGUGGACUUCGCGUGGGUCGCCGAGGGGGACCUAACCUGGCGAACAAUGACCCUCCUAGUUAUGUCCAACUACGGCAUGAUAUUCGCCUAUUGCCCAAUCUUGCUUCCGGCGUGCAUCAACACUUUUAGCAGGAAAAAAGGCAUAAUGAAUCUGUCGUUGGACCUCAUGGGCAAGGGCUAUCGCAUGAAAGCGGCUCCGCAGAUGGACCGACUGGCCACUCACGAGGAUGUCGCGCUACUCAUGGGGAGUCUUGCCAACGUAUCGCAAUCAAAAGACGCGGAAACUGCGGGAGACGAGGUUGUAGUUGAACCUUCGGUAUACAAGCUGCAAACGGAGCAAACAGUCAGGCCCAUGUUCGAGGCCAUGAUAGUUAUCGAUACGGAGCCUGAACUCGUCGUCUUGGCGUCAGCAUCCAACGGCCAAGUGACGCUGUAUAAGUCGACGACGCCUGUUGCACCGCGCACUUCCCACUUCUCCUUGCCAGGGACGAAGCCGGGACUAACUCAGUUACAGGUUGACGGCGAUCGCAAGCAAAGCGCUAGAUGCGAAGCGCGUGUAAGCCUGAUACGCAUAUCGGAAAACACGUGCCUGGCACACUCGGUAAUGGGGACGGAUGUACUCACCAUACAUGCAGAAGGAAUCGACGUCAAGAGCGUCGUGAAGACGAGAUCCGCAGGGGAUCAUGUGUACUACCAUUCGCAGCCGCUAAUAGUUGCGGAAUCAGGUCACAAGCACACAUACCAUGCGUUUUGGGACACGUGGUGUGACGUCAAUCGCAAGGUGUACAUGCUACAGGCCAAGUACUGCUACCUUGUAUCCAAUCAGGAACUGAGGCACAUGGCGACUUCGGUUGGUACAACGUCGUUCUUAGAUCGUUCUUAUGAGCGCAAGACAACCGAUGAGCCGUUGAGACGCGUAGAGUUUCCCAUGGUAGCUACAGUGAGAGCGUUGAUUGCAUCGCCUCCGAAGGUGGAACCUACACCCAGCAAGAGCCAGCCCAUCAACAGCUCUAUACAGAAACUGCUACAACGUGCUGCGGAGGCUGAGACCUUUUCCAAGCAGGCUUUCAAAGAUGCCAGAGAGCUUGUUAAGAAGAACAGCGACUUCAAAACGAAAGCUGUUGCGAUUGUUAAGGUGCUAUCAGAAGUGGACUCAAAAAUUAUGUUCUACCUCAAGGGACGCAAGGCAUUCGAGGCCGCUUUGGGGGAGUCGAUCGAAGCGUACAACAAGCUGCACUCGGAGGCGGAAAAGGUCUUUGCCGACCUGCCCGCAUUCCACCAAAGGGUGCAGGACCUAAGAGAACGAGCGCAGAUCAUAAAACGCAACAACGCUGACAUCGAGGAACGCCAACGCAGAAUUGCAUCCAUGAAGCAAGAGUUGCGUCAAUCGGGGCUUAACGACGCCUCGGUGCAACAACUUGCCGACUUCAUAACCCACGUUUAUAUCAAGUGCUCCCAGAACAUGUGCAAGCAGAUCGCAUACAGGGUCAACCAGGACGAUAAGCUCUACAAUUACAAGGAGUGCGUCAAGCGGGUGAUCGACCAGUGGCUCGCGGAAACACUCAACUCCAACAUAGAAACCAUGGAGAAGACCUUCGCCAGAAUUCAAAACAUUCGGAAUCGCAUCAUAGACCUUGGCUGA